Cetraspora pellucida is the source of this 606-nucleotide messenger RNA. The record is from the annotation of a GenBank genome assembly. Lineage: Eukaryota; Fungi; Glomeromycota; Glomeromycetes; Diversisporales; Gigasporaceae.
AUGGAUGAAACAGGGUUUGUUAUUUCUCCUAGAGUCCAAAAGAUACUUGCUAAAAAAGGUGCUUGUCAAGUCCACAAAAUUGCUUAUAGUAAUGUGCAUAAGCAUAUAUCUGUUGCUUCAACUAUUUCUGAUCCUGAUAGUUAUAUACCACUAUUAUUUAUCUAUAAAGAUGUUUAUGUGAUUCCAGGCUUGCUAACUGAUGCUCUACCUGAUAAUGUUAUGGCUUUCACAGAUUCUGGAUAUAUGAAAGAAAGUAUAUUUGAAAUGUAUAUUAAACAUUUUGUUAAUUCAAUUCUAUCUUCUUAUUCUGUCCUCCUAAUUCUUGAUGGACAUAAAAAUAACAUUAAUUAUAUAUGUGUUAAUUUUUGUUACAAAAACAACAUUCUAUUAUAUGCCCUUUCACCACAUACUACCUAUAUUCUUCAGUUGACCGAAAUUCUGUUUUUAAAACUUAAAAAAGAAUAUAAUAAAGGUUGUAAUAGACUUCAUAAUAUUAAUGACAAAAUAGUAUCAAAAUAUUCUUUUGUCAGCAUACUUGAACUGACAUAUAUCAAAACUUUUAUACCUGAAAUGAUUAUGAAUUCAUUUAAAACUACAGGAAUUUGA